UUCCAAAGCCUCUCCCUGUGCAGGGUUAUGAGGCAAAGACUGCUUUAACUUGGAUUUUUGGUGCUGCGUUAAUGCUUUUUGCUCGCUCUGUGUCGGUUUCCAGGCUGGCUCGUGGUUUCCCCUGGUGCGGAGGCGAGUUGUGCUUCCUGCGGGGAGAGAGAAGGGCCUCGGGAAGCUGCUCCAUGACCCCCAGCUGUGCCGAGCCCGGGAGUCUGUCCAGCAGGAUGUCGAGUGCCACCAUGUCCCUGAGGUCACCCUUUCUGCUGUUGGGAGAGCACGAGGUGGAUGGAGAGGAUCCCCAGGCAUCUGCAGGCACAAGGGACUCGUACAGCUGUGAUUUUCCUACAGCCCUCGUGAGAGGGACUUCCUGGGUACCAUGGGGAAUAACUCCUGUCAGCAGCAAGGUCCUGACUGAAGUGGCAGCUGCAGUUGUUCCUGUGGUGUGGGCCAGUGGAACUCCAGGAGAGUGGAAGAGGGCAGAACCUGUAGGUAUUACCCCUACUGUGGGAUCUGUGCUGGUAAGGCCAAGCCAGUAUCCUUUAAAAUCAGAAUGCCAGCUUGGAUUAGUUGCAGUAAGAGCUGAAUUUGCUCCUCCUGGUUUCCUUGUAGAAGGUGAAUGCAAGAACCUGCCAAGCAAACCAAUGGCCAAGGUGAUUGAUGAGUGCAGGACCUGAGAGAACCCCCUGAAAUGACAACCUGGAGUAGUUUCCAGGAUUAGAUUGCAAAGAUGGCCUUUGCUGCAUGUCCUGGAGCAAGGAAAGCCAAGAAACCUUUGCUUUUGCAGGAGAAAAUGGGGGAAGCGGGAAGGAAGAAGAGAAGCCCCGUGACUCCUCCCUGAGCCCCAGACAGCCCAGGAACUGCCUCCCUGGGAAUGGUGGCACGGGCUGGACUCUG
Messenger RNA from Chiroxiphia lanceolata (lance-tailed manakin), 894 nucleotides. RefSeq lists its product as uncharacterized. NCBI's taxonomy places the organism in Eukaryota, Metazoa, Chordata, Aves, Passeriformes, Pipridae. The record is from RefSeq and is a predicted model, not a curated record. The transcript is spliced from 3 exons. The coding region runs from base 72 to 674 and encodes 200 amino acids.